ACAUCUUCUCUAAUGGCUUCCAUCGCCAAAGAAUUAGCCUUUAAGUCCUAUCCUUUCAUCAGAAUCUUUGAAGAUGGCACUGUGGAGCGCAUUCCUUUUCCGUAUUCUUCAUAUGUGCCCCCAUCUCCUGAUCAAGAUCCAGAAACUGGCGUCUACUCCAAGGACAUCACCAUCUCAGACAACCCCAAAUUCUCGGCUCGCCUUUUCCUCCCAAAUCUCCCUCAAAACCAAACCCAAAAGCUUUCCAUCUUGGUUUACUUCCAUGGUGGUGCCUUUUGCAUGGCGUCUACCUUCUCAUUCCUUCACCAACGUUAUCUCAACCGCUUGGUCUCAGAAGCCAAAGUUGUAGCUGUCUCUGUUGAGUACAGACUUGCCCCAGAGAACCCACUUCCUAUUGCUUAUGAAGACUGCUGGGCUGCUCUUCAAUGGGUUGCUUCUCACUCAAUUAACAAAGGCUCCUCAGAUGGUAACAAAGAGACAUGGUUACUCAACUAUGGAGAUUUUGACAGAGUUUACAUUGGUGGUGAUAGUGCAGGUGGAAAUAUUGCACAUAACCUAGUUAUGAAGGCAGGAGUUGAGGGCCUGUGUGGUGGUGUGAAAAUUUUGGGGGUAUUUUUGUCCUGUCCUUAUUUUUGGGGUUCCAAGCCAAUUGGGUCAGAGCCUAAAGGUAAAAACUUUGAAAAAACUUUACCUUAUUUGGUUUGGGACUUUGUUUAUCCAUCAGCUCCCGGAGGGAUAGACAAUCCGAUGGUGAAUCCGGCGGGUGAGGGUGCACCGAGCCUUACUGGACUAGGGUGCUCUAAGCUGCUUGUGUGUGUUGCUGGAAAGGAUCAUCUGAGGGAUCGAGGUGUUCAAUAUUAUGAUUUAGUGAAGGAAAGCGGGUGGAAAGGAGAAUUGGAGCUGUUUGAAGUGGAAGGAGAGGAUCAUUGCUUUCAUGUCUCGCUUGGGAUCGAGACCAAGACUGAUCAGACGGAGACUACGACUGAGAAUGUUAAGAAAAUGUUCAAACGCUUGGCAUCAUUUCUUGUGUAGCUAAAUUUAUGUCAUGCUAAUGAGAAUCCUCAAUUCCGCAUGAAGCACAAUGUGACUGUCUUUGGUAUACAAAAUAAAUAAAUAAAACUAGAUAUGAUGAAUUAUGUACA
Messenger RNA from Malus domestica (apple), 1142 nucleotides. The record is from RefSeq and is a predicted model, not a curated record. NCBI's taxonomy places the organism in Eukaryota, Viridiplantae, Streptophyta, Magnoliopsida, Rosales, Rosaceae.